This is a messenger RNA of Pseudovirgaria hyperparasitica, 1022 nucleotides long. RefSeq lists its product as uncharacterized. The transcript has a single exon. Bases 294 to 824 code for a protein of 176 amino acids. Lineage: Eukaryota; Fungi; Ascomycota; Dothideomycetes; Acrospermales; Acrospermaceae. The record is from RefSeq and is a predicted model, not a curated record.
CUCCUUCAUACUUCUCUUCCUCCAGUGCUCCAAGUAGUACGCUGCUGUGCAAGAUGCGUACCCGACCAAAACGACACGACAGCCAGCGGUCAGCCUUGUCCACCACCGCAAAGACCACCACCAUCAACAACACCCCAACCAUCAAUCGAGCCGUUCAUCGUCAUCGACAAUCGAAUGGAUGGCCCACAGCCCCACAGCCUGCAUACAUAGUACAAACACACCCAUCCAUGGAUAGUUACUAAUAUUUACCUUGUCCCAGUCUCAGUCCCCGUAUCUGCGCCCAGAAUUAGACCAUGCAUUCCGAAAGCCUAUUAGAUUCGUUUAGACAUAGUAGGCCCCCAACAGCACAUUUUUUGUCCCUCAGCUGCCUGCGUCACCACCGUAUAGAGGAAAAACCGCUUCCAGGUGUUUCAGACUGCCCGCCAGCCCAAGCAAUAAUACGACCGAGGGCCAGAGGUGGUCAACAAAACCCCGAUAUUAAUCGGUAUUCGGCGAUUGAGUCACCGGCGCUGCCUGGUUAUGAGAUAGUUUAUUGGUUCCUCCUGUUACGAGAUAUAUCAUUAGAACCUAUUGUUUCUGCACCUUUGUUCCGACAUGAGUGCUGUAUGGUGCCAAUAAUCUUUCUUUUACUAAUAAUACCCAAACGGUACGUUGGUAUGUAUGUAAAGCGAGGAUCUCAGUGGUUAGGAGCGACCUCCAUGGGGCCGGAGGGCGGAGAAGCAGCACCAGGUAGCAUCCAUGUUUCGUUCUGCUCAACCCGUCAGGGUAUUUGUCGAUCCUCCUGUGGCGAGUGUUCCGAGAAGUUGUCUGACCAUGAUCCCUGACACUCUAUAUCACGUGAUAUAUCUGCACUUUCCGAGGAACCAUGGGGAAAAUUUUGUAUUUGCAUAUUACCUACUUCGGGAACAAACGCUACUAUCGCCAUUAGCGUCAACCUCUGUGACUGCAAUACUACCAUUAUCACUGUUUAGACCAGUGCUGACCCUGACCGUAUCUGCUGAAUCACCACCACCUAAUAGGAC